Gadus chalcogrammus (walleye pollock) is the source of this 1461-nucleotide messenger RNA. It is a transcript of the gene nsrp1, whose product is annotated as nuclear speckle splicing regulatory protein 1. NCBI's taxonomy places the organism in Eukaryota, Metazoa, Chordata, Actinopteri, Gadiformes, Gadidae. Gene Ontology annotation, biological process: regulation of alternative mRNA splicing, via spliceosome. The record is from RefSeq and is a predicted model, not a curated record.
GCGGCAAGAUGGCGGCCCCUGGCAAACAGUAUGGGCUGAUCCUGUCCCAGAAAAAGUCAUUGACAAAGAACGCCACCCUGCAGAGACCCUCAGUGUUUGGGGAUGACUCUGAUGAUGAGACAACUGUUGGGGAGAGUCUGCAGAAGGAAGCUGUUAAGAAGAGGAGUAUGAAGCAGACGCGUCUAGAGAUGCAGAAGGCCCUGGAGCAGGACAGCACCGUGUACGACUACGACGGCGUGUACGACGACAUCCAGAACCAGAGGCUAGAGAGCAGCAAGAAGAUCCUGGGAGGAACGGAUAGAAAGCCCAAGUACAUCAACCAGCUGAUGAAGGCUGUGGAGGAGCGGAAGAAGGAGCAGGAGCGGCGGGACGAGAGGAAGAUCCAGAAGGAGAGGGAGGCAGAGGGCGAGGAGUUUGCAGACAAGGAGGCGUACGUCACUGCGGCCUACAGGCAGAAGCUCAAGGAGAGGGAGGAGGAGCAGAGGAGUAAGAGGGAUGCUGCCAUGGAAGCCAUACCGGACUCAACGGCAGACAGGCCUCAGAGCUCAGUGCCCCCCACAGAGCCGGACCCCCCCCCAGCUGCCCCGCUGUCCCCGUCCCGGGACAACGGCACCCUGCUGAACAGCGACAGCGAGGACGGGCAUGAGAGCAAGCCCGGCUUCAGCAAACCCGGCCACAGCUCUGGCCACGCCAAACGCCACUACCGGCAGAGGUCAGCGUCGCCCGGGGGGGACCGAUGCCCUAGCAAAGGGAAGGACAGGGACAGGCACAAGAAGAGCCAGCGGGACGGAGAGCGGGACAAGGACAGGGACAGGAGGAAGGAGAGGGACGGAGAGAGGGAGGACAGAACCAGGGGGAGGAGAGACGAUAAAGACAGGCGGAAGGAUCGGGCCGGCGAGCCAGAGAGAGACGGCGGACAACACAGGGGCAGAGAGGACAGAGGGAAGGAGGACCGGCAGGAAAGGAGGGAGAAGAGUCCCAAGGAGAGACGCAGAGAGGAGGAGGAGGAGGAAAGGAGGGGGAAAAGGGGAAGCCCGCCCGGAGCAGCAGAAGGAGGGGAAGGAGAGGAUGAAAGACCCCGAGGCAGACAGAGCAAUCAAGGGGAGGACGCUGGCUCUCAGGGGGAGGAAAAAGCAAGUAAGUUUGCCAAGCGCAGCAGUGACCACACGGUGAGCUCAGCCCGAGAUCGCUACCUGGCCAGGCAGAUGGCCCGCUCGGGCUCCAAGGCGUACAUCGAGAAGGAGGAGGACUGAGGGGCGCUGGGCGUUGUUCUACUGUCGUGUUGAGCCGGGGGGAUCCUGGUCACGUCCUCAGGUGCACUGUAAUGGGCUACGGCUCCGUUCGAAUCUACAAGGGAAGAUGGUUAGGUGUAAUAAAGAGUGACUGUUGCAUCUAGGGACGAUACAUGUGUGUGCAGUAGUGUAAUUAAUCAAUUGAAUUAAUAAAACAAUACUUGUCCCA